GACUGCUGACUGUAAAUUAUAAUUUUUAAGGUUAUGUUGUUAUUUAUUUUUAAAUAAAUAUCAUACAGAAGUAAUUUGAUAAAUUAUAAUUAACCGUAUUGUGAUUUGUGUGUUGAGAACGCAAUAAAUUAAUUUUAAUUCAUUGUUCAUACGUCCUUCGGAAAUAAGAGUAAUUCUUACGAAAUAAGAUUCAGCAUAAGAAUGCUGAAGUUAUACUAGUGGUUUGCUAAUUUAAAAUCAUCAAAAAGAUGAACGUUGACGACAUUAUAUGUCGCUCCACUUUUUCAAUGCUUGAAGGAAAGAUUGACAGCAGAAUCAUUAGUUCUAUAGGUAAAAUGGGAUUUGAUAAACCUACUGCAAUUCAAGCGAAAGUGUUACCUCACAUGUUACUUGGAUUGGACGUUAUAGCAGCGGCUAAAACUGGAAGUGGUAAAACUCUAGCAUUUCUUAUUCCUCUGAUCAAUAGUUUACUGAAAUGCAAUUUUAACAAAAAACUUGGAACAGGAUGUUUCAUUAUUUCACCAACAAGGGAGCUAGCAUUGCAGACACAUAAAAUUUUGGAAAAGUUAUUAGUCAAUAUUAAUUUAUCACAUGCAUUGAUUGUUGGUGGUGUUAAGAAAAAUAAAGAAUUAUUAUCUCUGCAACAAGGUGUAAAUAUAGUAGUAGGAACACCAGGCAGAAUAUUGGAUCAUUUGGAAAAUACAAAAGAGUUUAAUUGCAAAAACCUAAAAUGCUUGAUUUUGGAUGAAGCUGACAAAUUACUUGAAGCUGGAUUUGAGAAACAUAUUAAAGGAAUAAUAAAACUGUUGCCAAGAAAAAGGCAGACAGGGCUCUUCAGUGCAACCAUAGAUGAUAGAGUAAGAAAUUUGGCAUCUUUAGUGUUGAGAGAAAAUCCAAUUUUAAUAUCAGUCACAGAUGAAAAACAGUCCACAGUAACGGGGCUUCAACAAGGCUAUUUCAUAUGCCCUGUCGAAAAGAGAAUACCAUGGCUAUUCAAAAUGUUAAAAAAGGCGAAAAAGUUGAAAUUAUUAGUGUUCUUCUCAUCAUGUAAAUCAGUGGACUUUCAUUAUGAAUUCUUCAGAGUACACUGCAAAGCUCCUGUCUUGAGUAUCCAUGGCAAGUUAAGUCAAUCUAAAAGAAAAGAAGCAUUCCAAAAUUUUGUAGAAGCUAAAAGUGGAGUCCUAUUUUGUACUAAUGUAGCUGCAAGAGGUUUAGACAUUCCAGCAGUUGAUUGGGUUGUGCAGUUUGAUCCACCAACAGAUGUCAAGGAAUAUAUCCAUAGGGUAGGACGAACAGCACGUGGUUUAAAUAAUACUGGUAAUGCUGUUAUUGUAUUGAGACCUGAAGAGGAAAACUUUGUUGAAUUUCUAAAGAAAGAAAAAGUUUAUUUAGAUAAAUAUACGUUUGACUCACCUCAAGAGGAUGUACAGGAAAUGCUAGAAGACUUAAUACAAAAUAAUGGUGUUAUAAGACUCUUAGCUCGAAAAGCUUAUUUGUCGUUCCUAAGAUGCUACAAGAAACACCCUCUAAGUAAAGUUUUUAACAUCAACAAUUUGGAUUUAAAAUUAGCAGCUAAAUCCUUUGGAUUUUUAGAACAGCCACAUGUUGAUUUUUUAAAUAAUAAACCCAAAAAGGCCCGAUGACACCUGAAGAAAUAUGUUCUC
Messenger RNA from Colias croceus (clouded yellow), 1664 nucleotides. RefSeq names its product ATP-dependent RNA helicase DDX18-like. NCBI's taxonomy places the organism in Eukaryota, Metazoa, Arthropoda, Insecta, Lepidoptera, Pieridae. Gene Ontology annotation, cellular component: nucleolus. The record is from RefSeq and is a predicted model, not a curated record. The transcript has 9 exons. Gene Ontology annotation, biological process: maturation of LSU-rRNA from tricistronic rRNA transcript (SSU-rRNA, 5.8S rRNA, LSU-rRNA). The coding region runs from base 249 to 1643 and encodes 464 amino acids. Gene Ontology annotation, molecular function: RNA helicase activity; nucleic acid binding; ATP binding.